This is a messenger RNA of Zingiber officinale, 538 nucleotides long. Its product is annotated as V-type proton ATPase subunit a2-like. Lineage: Eukaryota; Viridiplantae; Streptophyta; Magnoliopsida; Zingiberales; Zingiberaceae. Gene Ontology annotation, biological process: proton transmembrane transport; vacuolar acidification. The coding region runs from base 200 to 523 and encodes 107 amino acids. Gene Ontology annotation, molecular function: proton-transporting ATPase activity, rotational mechanism; ATPase binding. The transcript has 2 exons. Gene Ontology annotation, cellular component: proton-transporting V-type ATPase, V0 domain; vacuolar proton-transporting V-type ATPase complex. The record is from RefSeq and is a predicted model, not a curated record.
UAAUUAUCUCUUCGCGAGACGGUGUGCGUGGGCAGAUUGGGAAAUUGCUCUUUGCCAUACGAGAAGUGCAGGCGACCAAGGGAUUAUCUCGAUCCAGCAUCUCUACGGGACGGGCCGGUGAUCGAGUUGCAACCCUAAGUUUUUUGUGGUUCGUUCGAGAGGACGAUCGGUCUGCAGGAUCGAAGGAGAAAGAGGGACGAUGGGAGACUACCAGCGGCUCAACGUGCACCGGGAGCGCGGCUGCUGUCCUCCCAUGGAUCUGAUGCGGUCGGAGGAGAUGCAGCUUGCGCGGAUAAUCAUACCUGUGGAAUCUGGCCACCAUACUCUCGCCUAUCUGGGCGACCUCGGUCUCGUUCAAUUCAAAGACCUUAAUGCAGAUAAAAGUCCUUUCCAGCGAACAUAUGCAAACCAGGUAUUUUCUUCUCUUCCUUUUUUUGAUAUCUUGCCUUCACUAUUAAUUGUUUUAGAAGAUUGGGGUAUGCCUUUUCCAGUUAAAUACGGGCAUUACUUAAUUGAAAUAUAAGAAAAUAAAUUGCAU